Molecule: messenger RNA, 1322 nt
Organism: Sciurus carolinensis (gray squirrel)
Lineage: Eukaryota; Metazoa; Chordata; Mammalia; Rodentia; Sciuridae
Product: ral guanine nucleotide dissociation stimulator-like
Exons: 6
Coding region: 203-1255 (350 amino acids)
Biological process (GO): signal transduction
Source: RefSeq, a predicted model, not a curated record
CCUUUUUAUCAGAAGGACAUAGCAGGGAAAACCUGCGUGUUGUACCAAGAUGGGGCUAGAAGCACAUAGGAAGAUCCCACAUGAACUCUCGAAGGCCCCAGGUAGCAUGAUAACACUGGUGCCCUUGUCUUAAGAGCUAAGCUGUCUCCUGAAUGACUUUGACCAUUGUGCUCUGGGUGGCUACUCCAAAACUCAUUCUCUGAUGAGUUUCUCCAACCCUGAUCAGGUGACCUGCCAGGAUAGGGCACCCGCGGUCAUACGCAGGGCCUUACAAGAACACUUGCUCAAUGAGGAGGAUCCAGAGGACUUUGAGCUGCUUCAGAUUGUGUCGGAGCAUAAGAUGCUGAGGAUCCCUGCUGAUGGCAAUGUGUUCUAUGCCAUCAAUCCCCGCGUGGACUUUGAUUUUGUCCUCAGGAAAAGAGUCACCAGGAAGUGGGCCAACAGGAAGACAAAGGAGUUCUUGGAGUCCACUUCUUCGGUGACUCACAGGAUCCCACGAGCUGUGAGCAGCAGCUCUUCAGUGGCAGCCAGACCACUACCCCAGGCCACUGAAAGCAAGGACUCCAGUACCAAUAGUGUCACCAACAGCAGUUCCCUACUGCCUCAUUACAACAAGCAGGCAGAAGAGAGCAGCUUCGUACAGGUCCACCUGGAGGAGCAGACCAGGAGGGACUCACAGCGCAUCCUGUUGUCAGAAUCAACUUCUGAGGCCUCAGCCAUGGAGUGUACCAUCAGCCCAGCCUCCAGUCACAUCUCUUCUCAACAGGCUAGGCCCAAGCCGACGGCCACAAAACACAUGAAGAAAUCCAGGGCCAUCGGAUACAUAACGGGCAGAUGCUCAUGGCCCCGGUCCAAGAAACAGGUGAAAGACAGCUGCCUCAUAAAUGUCAGACUGGAGCACCAGAGUGCAAAGGAUGGCAAGACUGUCCAGGUGACAUGCAACGACAGGGCUCCUACGGUCAUUCGCAGGGCCCUGGAACAUCACUUGCUGAUGCAGGAGAAGCCACAAGACUAUGAACUGGGACAAAUCAUCUCCCAACAGCACAAAAUGAAGAUUCCAAAGAAUGCCAACGUCUUUUAUGCGAUGAAGCCACAUGUCAGGAGAGACUUCAUCCUGAGAAAGAGGACCUGUCCUCAGGAUGAAAAGGAUGACUGGAUCCCUCCCCAACCUCCCUCUUAUGAGGCAACUCAGGUGCGACAUCACCGCUGGAACCUGUGGACAAGAAUCUGCUCCUGUCUCUCUGGGCAGUGCUAAAGCAUUGCAUCAUGGAUGAUCAAUGAGAUUGACUUCUAAAAUGUUUACUCAUCAAUUCCAUACAUAA